UAAUGGCUGCCUGAGCAACGUCUGCGAGCGGGCGCUGGGUCAGAGGCGGGUCUCCCUAGUGAAACAUCGCAGGCGGGCUCGAGGGCCGCGGCGGCGGAGGCGCUCGGAAGUGUCUGCGGAGGCCGCCGACAAGCCUCCCGUCAGAAAAUCCGAAGCAGAAAGUGAAGAAAACUAAAAUCCAGUUUAUUGUAUUACAAUACUAUGUCAUAACAGUCAGAUAAAAAGAACAUGUUCUACUGUAGAUCACUACUGCAUUUGGAACUUCUAUGAACGUAUUUGGAAGGGAUAAUUUUCCACUUGUUAAUCAAGAUGGAAAGUUCAGAUUCUAACGAUAAAGGAAGUGAUCAGUCUGCAGCACAACGCAGAAGUCAAAUGGACCGAUUGGAUCGAGAAGAGGCUUUCUAUCAGUUUGUAAAUAACCUGAGUGAAGAAGAUUACAGACUUAUGAGGGAUAACAAUUUGCUAGGCACCCCAGGUGAAAGUACAGAGGAAGAAUUACUGAGAAGACUGCAACAAAUAAAAGAGGGUCCUCCACCACAAAACUCAGAUGAGAAUAGAGGAGACUCUUCGGAUGAUGUGUCUAAUGGUGAUUCUAUAAUAGACUGGCUUAACUCCGUCCGACAAACUGGAAAUACAACAAGAAGUGGACAGAGAGGAAACCAAUCUUGGAGAGCAGUGAGCCGAACUAAUCCAAAUAGUGGUGAUUUUAGAUUCAGUUUAGAGAUCAAUGUUAAUCGUAAUAAUGGGGGCCAAAACCCAGAGAAUGAAAAUGAGCCAUCUGCAAGACGUUCUAGUGGAGAGAAUUUGGACAAUAGCCAAAGGCAGAUAGAAAGUCCACGAUCUGAUUCAACAUCUGCAAGGCCAUCCAGAUCAGAACGAAAUUCAUCUGAAGCAGUAAUGGGAGAAGUUCUACCUACCAGAGGCCAGAGAAGGGCAAGGAGCAGGAGCCCAGACCAUCGGCGAACAAGAGCCAGAGCUGAAAGAAGUAGAUCACCUCUGCAUUCAGUGAGUGAAAUUCCACGACGAUCUCAUCAUAAUAUCACUUCUCAGACUUUUGAGCAUCCUUUGGUAAAUGAGACUGAGGGAAGUUCUAGAACCCGGCACCACGUGACAUUAAGACAGCAAAUAAGUGGGCCUGAGUUGCUAAGUAGAGGUCUUUUUGCAGCACCUGGAACAAGAAACGCUUCUCAAGGAGCAGCAUCUUCAGACACGACCAGCACUGGUGAAUCUAUAGGGCCAGGACAGAGACCUCCAACCAUAGUCCUUGAUCUUCAAGUAAGAAGAGUUCGACCUGGGGAAUAUCGGCAAAGAGAUAGCAUAGCUAGCAGAACCCGGUCAAGGUCUCAGACACCAAACAACACUGUUACAUACGAAAGUGAACGGGGAGGUUUUAGGCGCACAUUUUCACGUUCUGAAAGGGCAGGAGUGAGAACCUAUGUCAGUACCAUUAGAAUUCCCAUUCGUAGAAUCUUAAAUACCGGUUUGAGUGAGACUACGUCUGUUGCAAUUCAGACUAUGUUAAGGCAGAUAAUGACAGGUUUUGGAGAGCUAAGCUACUUUAUGUACAGUGAUAGUGAUUCAGAGCCUAGUGGCCCAGUCUCAAGUCGGAAUAUGGAAAGGGCAGAGCCACGGAGUGGAAGAGGGGGUUCUGGUGGUAAUAGCAGUUCUGGAUCCAGCUCCAGCUCCAGCUCCAGCUCCAGUUCGAGUUCAAGUUCCAGUCCUAGUUCAAGUUCCAGUGGUGAAAGUUCAGAGACUAGCUCAGAGGUAUUCGAAGGCAGUAAUGAAGGAAGCUCAUCAGGUUCAUCAGGUGCCAGGCGAGAGGGUCGACACAGGGCCCCCCCUACAGUAACAUUUGAUGAAAGUGGCUCUUUGCCUUUCCUUAGCCUGGCUCAGUUUUUCCUCUUAAAUGAGGAUGAUGAUGAUCAACCUAGAGGACUCACCAAAGAACAGAUUGACAACUUGGCAAUGAGAAGUUUUGGCGAAAAUGAUGCAUUAAAAACCUGCAGUGUUUGCAUUACAGAAUACACAGAAGGCAACAAACUUCGUAAAUUACCUUGUUCCCAUGAGUACCAUGUUCACUGUAUUGAUCGCUGGUUAUCUGAGAAUUCUACUUGUCCUAUUUGUCGCAGAGCAGUCUUAACUUCUGGUAACAGAGAAAGCAUUGUGUAACUAAAAUCUGAACUCAGCUAUGUAGUGAUGUAGUGAUGGGCAAACAGGAAUCACUUACCCCACUUUUUGAGUGGUGCUUAAAUAUAAAGUAGCAACCUGAAUUAAGUCACUGCUUUUUGAAUGAAUCAUUGUCCUUUCUCCAAUAUCUGUUCCAGAAUAAAAGGAAAUACAAAAUGUUAUAGGACAUAAAAUCUGAUUUCAAUACCAGUAAUUGAUAUUGCUGAUGAUUUAUUAUAUAUGCUUGUCAUUUUCUCCUUUGUUACCUUAAAAGAUGUGCUUUAGCAAUGGCUCUUACCUGUUUCAUGUUGAUCUUUAAAGUUUCCCAUGCCAUCGGAGAGAGGUAAAGGAAAUUCCCAGUUUAAAUUGUUACAGUACUUGUUUCAUAAGUGAUUGCUUAAAGUUGUACCAUUCCCAGUUAUUAGUUGGCACAAAUUCAGCUACAUUCUGAAUAUCAUUUGUUCACCUUCAGAUGAGGUGAUAUUGGACAUGUCAGUAUAAAUAACACUAAGGUUAGGAUCUUCUAAGUGUAUAACUGUCUCCUAAGCCCAUCACUGUGGCACACUGUAGAGUGACCUUAUAGUUUGAGAUAUUUAUCUUGUGGAAAUAUUAAAAAAGCCUAUGCUUGUGUAAGUGAAAAAAAUCAUUUGUUUAAAAAUGUAAAGCUAUUUUGUAGAGGCUCAGUACUUUUCCAAUGCACUCUUGUAUUAAUGCAUUAAAAAUUGUAAAGUACCAUGCUUAGAAAAGAAAAAAAUGCUUCUUAUGAGCCAACUUAGUUAAAAAAAACCAAACAAAGUACAAAGUGUAGAACUCUGUUCAAGAGCAGAACAUAUCUGUAGUAGUUAAUGUUUGUGAAUAGCUACUGUAACAUGCAAAGGAAGGAACAGAGUGCAGAAUUAGGUUGAAGACCAAUGAAAAUUGUGUAUUUUAACUUGGAAUUAGGCAGGAAAUGAAAGAAUUUUAACUUUUUAUGAAGACAGUAAUCAUAACAGAUGUGAACAGGUUUCAUUCAAUGAUGUCCUUGAACACAGUAUUCUACUUAAGGAGAUGAAGUAGAUAAAAACUUUUGUUUAAGAAAAACAAACCAGUACUACCAGGUGCAGGAUAUAUUGAUUUUCUUUUUGCAAGCCUGCUCCUUAAAAAAUUUAAAAAAGAUGAAAGAAAGAGACUAUAACCACUUUUAACAUAAGAAUUGAAGUUGGUACAAAUGUGUGUACUAAUAGGAAAUUCUUCUUGAAUUUGCAUUAUUUUCAAGCUUUAUCCUUUAAGGUACCAGUGCACACUUGUUAAUAUUUUUAUACUCUGUAUAACACAGACCUGACAUCUCACAUUUAAAGACCAGAUGAAGAACUAAGGGAUUUUUAUCCUUUGUUAAAAGUGAGUUGUGUUGGGUUAUUUGAAAUUCAAAUUUUAAUUGUGCUACCCAUAGUAGUAGAUGAGGUUGCUGACUCAUGAUUUAUGGGACAUGCACUUUUUAUUGUUUCCUUAGUAGUAAGAAUAGGUUUGUGGAGAACCCCAGUACUAUUGCCGAAUUUCUCUUUCUUGGUUGGGGCUAGGAUUAGUCUGACUGUGGAGGACUGUUUGUUUUUCUGGUAAAACCUAAUGGUCCCAAAGAGGAAUUGAAUACAUCUUUGGCCUUUAAGAAAGUGAGCUACCACCCAGGCGUAGUCAGAUAAUCUACAAAUAAAUCUACUUCGGGAAUUAUCUGGCUAUCUUAUCAUCUCGACUUGCUAAGAUUAUUUCAAAGCUCAUCAUUUUGUGGUUUCCUCUGACUUUCAAUCCUACCUAAGUAUCAAGGAAAUUGAUUUGUAAAUAUGGUAGUUAUUUACUAAUGAUAUGUACUGCUCUUGCAAGGAAAUAAUGUCCAAACAAAGCUUCACUUAUUUUUUUUUAAUAUAAGCAGAUUUCACUGUUUAUGGCGCUUAUGUAAUACAUUUUAUCUUUUUAAAAAAUGUCCAUGUAAAAGUCAGGAUACCUUUAUAUUUGUGAGCCUCCGUCUUCUUUCCUAAGGUUAUAAUCUAGGGGUCUUCAGAUCUGCAGGGUAGUUACAUUGGCUAUAAAUAUACCCAUUUUUCUGUUGGUAUAAAAUGUCCCAUUAUUAAAGGGGUUUUUAUUUAAAAUAGCUUAAAACAACUGUAGCACAUUCAAAGCAUAUAGACAGUUCUUGACAACAGGUACCUCCCUAAUCCUCCCAACAUGUAUUACUCAUUUGUGAAGUAUUGAAGAGGCAACUCAUGCAGAAUGCUGGUUAUGAAUACAGAUAUUAAAGCUAUUCAUACACACUGGAAUUGAAUUUUUAAGUUGUUAACCUUUAAUAGUGCACAUAAUGGACAUGCACAUGUGGAAAACAUUUUCCGAAGCACUCAUGACUUAAUUGAAUUGUGUAGAAUAGAUACAGAUUUUUUUGUGGAAUUUGCUACUUGAAUUUUUUUGUUUGCAAGGUUCAUAACUAAUAUAUGUUUAUUAGUAUUGUGAACACUGAAGACAAGGUCAUUUGUAGGUGUUAGAUGUACAGUGGAGAAUAAAAACCUUUUUUUCCCCACCAACAUCCAAACACCUAUUUUGAGGAAGCAUUUUCUUGCAAAAGCCUUUACAUUUCAUUAUGUAUUUUGCACUUUUUUCAGGUUCUGUUUUUAAGACCUAGUUUGAACUUGCAGUAAUAGGAACAAGAAAAAACAAUUUUGGGAGUUUACAUUGUUCAUUACUCAUCUACCUUGUUAAAUUAUUCAAGGCAUAGGGGAAAAUAUAAAAUCUUUAAGUUUCUUCAAUAUUUUAGAUAUUAAAAUUCACUUACUAGUCUGCAACUUUUGAGGUGUUCCUUAACUACAGGUGGCUGACAGGAUUGAAAUUUAUUACUACUGAAACCAAAAUUGUACAGUUUAGGUUUAAAGUUGGUGGAUUUGAGCUGUAAAAAUGUGAGCCAUGUUAUUUGGAAUAUUGGUUCUAAAAGGAACACAUUAUACCUUGGUGGUAUUAUUGGAGGUGGGAAUGAGAAAAGUUUCCAUUAGUGCCUGAGUGUAAAGUAAUAAUUAACAAAAAGAAACACCAGGACUACAUAUACAUGCAUAUGUGUAUGUAUGGCUGUUGGAAUUGAUUCAAAUUUUAAGAUUAGGAAUCUGGUUAACUAUAAGUAUUAAGUAAUUUUUUUCCUGGGAAAACAUGUCCUUUCUGUGCCAACUAUCCUUUUCUAGUAUCAGUGUCAUAUUAUGAAGGGUUAACAUGUAAAAUGAUUUGGUUUAAAUGCUUGCUUCCCAAGUGUCCAUGACAAAAUGGGUCAAGCAUCACCCACAACUUUUAUUUAGUUCCCAAAAUAUCCAUGUGAUGGAAUGUAAUUAUGGAAUGUCUCUUAAAAGGCCAUUUUUACAGCUUGCCUAGAAUACAGUGGCACCUUGUGGUGAUUCUUGAUAACUUAUAAGAUGGAGGAUAUUUUUAUCCCUCUCCCUCAUUGUUCUCCUUUAUUCUUUCCUGUGAAUGAAAAAAUGUAAUCUGCCUUAUUUGUUUUUUCUAAGUUUAACUUACUGGCUUCCUUGUCAUAUUACCGAUAUUAAUAUCACCAAUGCUAAGUACAUAGAAGCCACAUUUGCUGGGCACUUUUGUUCUUAAAAGACAAUUCUAAUUGCUACUUUUCAAAGUAUUCUGUAUAUUAGUAAUACAAGAAAUUGAUAAGGCACAUGUUAAAGUGUUAGGCUUUUUUUCCUUAAGUAUAACUUUUUGUUUAAUAUUCAGUAACUUUGAAUCCAUUGAGUUGAAUUGUGCACAUUGGAGAACACUUGAAAAUGUAACUGUAAUGUGUUUUUAUUUGGAAAGUUGAAGUGCAAGGUUUGAGGAACUUGGGUUUUAUUGUUUUCUUAAUUUGGCUUUUAAUAAGCAACUAAAACAGCUUUGAGCUCAGUAUCUGCCCUUUAAAAAUCGCAUUCUGAAAUUCAGAGUUCUUAACUGGAACACUUCUACAAUGUCUAUUCCUAAUGAAUGGGCAGUGUACUUGAUGUAAUUUCAUUUUAUAUCUAAAUUACAUCAUAGACUAGAGGUACCACAGAGGUUCUAGCCCUCUCAAAGGAUAACAGUUUGUAUCAUUUUUAUAUUUUCUAUCUAGAUAAGUGUUUUAAUUCAAAUUUGAAGGAAGCAGGCACACCCUCAAGUAUAUAAAUAAAAUUGCAUUUAGUUUUAACUAGAAUUGGCUUAUUAAAUAUUUAGUUUUAACUAGAAUUGGCUUAUUAAAGAUCCACAUGCUGCUUUAUAGUAACUUGGAUGAAGUGUUAAUUAUCUUAAAGGUAUGCAGUGGAAGUGAUCCCCAUCAUACUACAGUGCCUAGUUAUUUUGAGGUUCCUCUACUACUUCCUCAUCUUGCAAAUGAUUCCAAUUCUAUAGUACAGUUGAAUAGAUGCCCAGCCUUAGCUCUUUUGUGUGCCCCUUUGCUAACAUUCUUUUAACUGAUUGAAUUUUACAUGUUUUAACUAUCCAACGUUUGGAUUUUAUCUUUUGAUAGUUCCAUUUGUCCCUGGUGCUGCUUUUAAUGAUGUAGGGCCAUGUGAUCAGGUAUCAAAUUGAGUAGGUACGCAAUUUUCCUGGUCAUGUAUCUGUGCCUGUUUUAUCUUCUCCCAGGAAAGAGCUGCUUUGGUAUAGAUGUUUACUUGGAUUCAUAUAAAGAGAAACAGGCAGCAGGCUUGGAAAGCUUUCUGAAAUCUGUAAGAACCUAAGGGAUUUGGAGGGGGAUCAGUAACAAAGACUAUCUUUGUCUUUGACCAUGAAGCACAUAAAUGUAUUUUCUGUAAAGACUAAAGUGAUUGUUAUACCAGGGCUUCCUGACCUCUGGGAGAGAUUUUCAAAAAAGCAGAAAGGAGCACAAUAUGAAGUUAAUUUGGUGGUUUGCUUUUAUCUGUUUCUAAUUUCCUAUUUAAUCCUGAACAUAACACUCUUCUCCAGUACCUAUUCAGCAGACUCCUGGUUUGGAAGCCCUGUAUUAAAUUUUGAGAAUGUACCCAGUUUCCUUUUUUUGUACAGUACUUUACACCUGCUAAAAUUAACUUGUUUAAUGCAAAAUGAGACCUUGAAGGGUCAGUCAUAUUAAAGCUGGUUUGAUUAUUAAUAGUUAUCUUUUAGGAAGAAGCUUUUUUUCCUUAUGUAAGAUGUCAUACUGCAGAUAUAAAAUAUAGACUGUCAAUAAAAUGCAUGAAGUGAU
Messenger RNA from Sorex fumeus (smoky shrew), 7345 nucleotides. RefSeq names its product ring finger protein, LIM domain interacting (gene RLIM). The transcript has 6 exons. Gene Ontology annotation, cellular component: nucleoplasm; cytoplasm. Gene Ontology annotation, molecular function: ubiquitin protein ligase activity. Gene Ontology annotation, biological process: random inactivation of X chromosome; protein ubiquitination; ubiquitin-dependent protein catabolic process. The record is from RefSeq and is a predicted model, not a curated record. The coding region runs from base 310 to 2169 and encodes 619 amino acids. Lineage: Eukaryota; Metazoa; Chordata; Mammalia; Eulipotyphla; Soricidae.